CUCUCAUUACUCAUUCCUCAUGUCCACUCUCAAAGCUACAAACUUCUGAUUUGUUAAGUGGCGACAAACCCGGGUCGCUCUCCGAAGCCACGCCAUGGCUACACUCACUGCGAACGAUUACACUAUCGGGUGGAUCGCUGCGCUUCAUACUGAGCUGAUGGCAGCAACGGCGAUGUUGGACGAACGACACUUACCUCUACCACAGCCUUCUAGAGAUGAUAACUCAUACACGUUCGGUCGUAUCGGUACGCACAACGUUGUUAUUGCUUGCCUUCCACUUGGCAGAAUUGGCAAGGCUCCGGCAGGCAUAGUGGCCAAGGACAUGCUACGGAGUUUUUCGAACCUUCGAUGCGGGCUCAUGGUUGGCAUUGGAGGUGGUAUUCCAACGGAAAAGAUGGACAUGCGUCUAGGGGAUAUCGCGGUCAGCAAGCCCGGUUACAACGAUGGCGGCGUUGUGCAAUAUGACUACGGUCAGACGGUCAGGAAGGGGCGAUUCAUUCGGUCGGGCACCCUUAACCAGCCCCCUACCCUGCUAUUGACGGCGCUGGCCACCAUCCAGGAAAGACAUGAGCGAGGAGAACGCGAAUAUGUGCGACUUGUGCAAGACAUUCUGCCAGAACUUGCAAAUAAUUUCUCUUUUCCUGGUGCAGAAAAUGACCGCUUGUUUCACUCUGACUACGAUCAUGUUGCUGAUCAUCUAGUUUGCGAUCAUUGCAGCACUGCAGAAAUAAAGAACAGACCACCGCGAACUGACCCAUACCCACGUGUCUUUUACGGCACUAUUGCCAGCGCUGACCGGGUAAUCAGACAUGGACCAACUCGAGAUAAGAUUGGUAAAGAGAUUGGCGCGAUAUGCUUCGAGAUGGAGGCAGCCGGGCUGAUGAACGACUUUCCCUGCCUUGUCAUCCGUGGGAUUUGUGAUUACUCGGACACACACAAAAAUUAUCAGUGGCAGCCGUACGCCGCUUUGACUGCUGCAGCUUAUGCAAAAGAACUUCUACAUAUCCUCCCUUCUGAGACCGUCGACUCUACUCAGCCCAAGGCCACGUCUUCCGUGAAUUUCGAGAAAUUACGUGAGCAGAUACUUGUCCUUGCACUUCUGUAA
Molecule: messenger RNA, 1105 nt
Organism: Lindgomyces ingoldianus
Lineage: Eukaryota; Fungi; Ascomycota; Dothideomycetes; Pleosporales; Lindgomycetaceae
Product: purine and uridine phosphorylase
Exons: 2
Coding region: 95-1105 (336 amino acids)
Biological process (GO): nucleoside metabolic process
Molecular function (GO): catalytic activity
Source: RefSeq, a predicted model, not a curated record